This is a messenger RNA of Cherax quadricarinatus, 2587 nucleotides long. RefSeq lists its product as uncharacterized. NCBI's taxonomy places the organism in Eukaryota, Metazoa, Arthropoda, Malacostraca, Decapoda, Parastacidae. The record is from RefSeq and is a predicted model, not a curated record.
UUCUAUCCCCUUAUCAUCCUUCACAUUUCUGGUAGCACCACCCUGCUAACUGGUCGUCUUUAGCAGUCGUCCUGUGUGUCGUCUCCUCGCCCACAGUCGUCCACGCCCAACCUCCUCCAAACAUAUUUUAUUAUAGAUCAGCAUCAUUCAGUAGGUGGGCGCGGAACAACAAGGUGAGACUGUACUCCCGUGGCGAGGUUGAAGAGUAUUGUGUACCUCAGUCAGAGGUAUUCCGGCUGUAAGACGCUCCAUACAGCAGCCCAUGUAGUAACCCGUGUAGCAGCCCAUGUAGUAACCCGUGUAGCAGCCCAUGUAGUAACCCGUGUAGCAGCCCAUGCAGUAACCCGUGUAGCAGCCCAUGCAAUAACCCGUGUAGCAGCCCGUGCAGUAACCCGUGUAGCAGCCCAUGCUGUAGCCCGUGUAGCAGCCCAUGCUGUAGCCCGUGUAGCAGCCCAUGCUGUAGCCCGUGUAGCAGCCCAUACUGUAGCCCGUGUAGCAGCCCAUGCUGUAGCCCGUGUAGCAGCCCAUGCUGUAGCCCGUGUAGCAGCCCAUGCUGUAGCCCCCUACAACAGUCUACGUCGCAACAUUGCCAGUAUUUAGACUCAAGAACUCAUCCAACGCCCACGCAUUUUUAUUGCUAACUCUUAUCAACAACAACAACAUGGUAAUUGAAGACCUGGAAACAAGGGCUCUGCUUUGGAGCAUCACGUGUGGUAUCCUGGUGGUCCUGGCCGUCAUGAUCACUAUUACUUGUCUUCUUGUGCGCUACAAUUCUCGUCUCAAGGCAGUCAUGUAUGGUGAAUCAGGACGGCCGGGAGUCAGAGUCAAGGGAACCAGUCGACGAACGGCGCCACCUCAGCGGCCGAAGACAACCAUGGAGGAACCUUACCUCAAGCCUCGCGAAGUCCAACACCCUGAGGGCCUCCACCACAGCGACCAGCAGAAGGACGCCUGCCUCACUGGACAACCCAUGGUUCACUCGCCCAACUCCUCCCUAGAGGAUCAUAUCUACGAUGAGCCUCACCUGAGGGCAAUCAACCCCUCCAAACAUGUGUAUUACAACGCCAGUGAAACCUCUUCUGGUUCAGGGGAGUACGAACGAGUGAGUUACGUGAACGCUUAGGCCUAGAGGCCUACCCAACCAAGAGGCCUACCCAACCAAGAGGCCUACCCCAGCCAAGAGGCCUACCCCAGCCAAGAGGCCUACCCAACCAAGAGGCCUACCCAACCAAGAGGCCUACCCAACCAAGAGGCCUACCCCAGCCAAGAGGCCUACCCAACCAAGAGGCCUACCCAACCAAGAGGCCUACCCCAGCCAAGAGCCCUACCCAACCAAGAGGCCUACCCAACCAAGAGGCCUACCCAACCAAGAGGCCUACCCCAGCCAAGAGGCCUAUCCAACCAAGAGGUCUACCCCAGCCAAGAGGUCUACCCCAGCCAAGAGGCCUACCCAACCAACAGGCCUACCCCAGCCAAGAGGCCUACCCCAGCCAAGAGGCCUACCCAACCAAGAGGUCUACCCCAGCCAAGAGGUCUAUCCCAGCCAAGAGGCCUACCCAACCAACAGGCCUACCCAACCAAGAGGCCUACCCCAGCCAAGAGGCCUACCCAACCAAGAGGUCUACCCCAGCCAAGAGGUCUACCCCAGCCAAGAGGCCUACCCAACCAACAGGCCUACCCAACCAAGAGGCCUACCCCAGCCAAGAGGCCUACCCAACCAAGAGGCCUACCCAACCAAGAGGCCUAACCAUACACAAAUAACCCGCACAUAAAAGAGAGAAGCUUACGACGACGUUUCGGUCCGACUUGGACCAUUGACAAAGUCACAGUGUGACUUUCUCAAUGGUCCAAGUCGGACCGAAACGUCGUCGUAAGCUUCUCUCUUUUAUGUGCGGGUUAUUUGUGUAUCGUUCCAGUCACGGUAUUGUGCCUUUCUUGUUAUUUAGGCCUAACCAACCAGGAGGCCUACCCAACCAAGAGGCCUACUCCAGCCAAGAGGCCUACCCCAGCCAAGAGGCCUACCCCAGCCAAGAGGCCUACCCAACCAAGAGGCCUACCCCAGCCAAGAGGCCUACCCCAGCCAAGAGGCCUACCCCAGCCAAGAGGCCUACCAUAGCGGCCUAGCCAAGAGGCCUGCCCCUGCGGCCUAGGACAGUUACCUAAUAAUUGUAUUUGCAUUAUAGAGCAGCAGUAUAUAUAUAUAUAUAUAUAUAUAUAUAUAUAUAUAUAUAUAUAUAUAUAUAUAUAUAUAUAUAUAUAUUUAUAUAUUAAUAUAUUAUAUAUAUAUAUAUACACUGAGAGAUGUGUAUCUCCUGUGUAUAUACACUGAGAGAUGUGUAUCGUGCAUAUACACCAUGUAUAUUCCUCAGUGUAUAUACACCGAGUAUAACCCAGCCUAUCUUAGCUAUGGAAUUAUUUAUGUGUGAUUAGUAACCUUGUUGACUCCUAACUGUAAUCUUCGGGACUCGAGAUGUCACAUUAAGCGUUAAACCCAUAUGAGUCCUCCAUUAUAAGCAGUGAUGGCUUAUAUAAUAAUAAUAAUAAUAAUAAUAAUAAUAAUAAUAAUAAUAAUAAUAAUAAUAAUAAU